This is a messenger RNA of Sceloporus undulatus (fence lizard), 1050 nucleotides long. Its product is annotated as lysine-specific demethylase 7A-like. The transcript is spliced from 8 exons. The record is from RefSeq and is a predicted model, not a curated record. Lineage: Eukaryota; Metazoa; Chordata; Lepidosauria; Squamata; Phrynosomatidae. The coding region runs from base 13 to 972 and encodes 319 amino acids.
GCUCCAUCCCCAAUGAUCCCUUACAAGAGCUAUGAUGACUUUUCCCGCCUGUCUUCGGCCCACCUCCACCACCGUCACCGCCGGCCCCUCCGCAACUGCAGCUCCCAGCCCUUCUUUGUCUCCUGCACCUUCUUCACUCCCAUCUGUUUGCCUCUUUCACCGGAUGAGAGCAGGUUCUCAUUCAAGGGCAUGGAGAGGAGGUCAAAGCCAGAGAUGGAGUGUGCAAGCAAAGAGACGGAGAGCUUUAGUGGAAGUGAGAAAAGCUCAGAGAAGGACAGAACACUGAAAAUGGAGAGCUUGUUGAAGAAGGUGCUUGUGGAAAACCAGAAGCUGAAAAAUGCUGUCGUCUUCCUGAAGCAGCAGAACAAAGGAAAAGAUAACAACACAGAAGACUGUAGAAGGGCAAAAGAAAAACUUCUGACCGAAAUUGGGUCCCUGCUGACUGAAAUUGCCUUCCUGAAGGAAGUGCGAGAGCAACUUAGGUACAAGGACCCCGAAUCCAAGAAAGAGACCACUAAGGCCCUCACGGAGACCAUCCAGGCCAAACUGGAGGUGGCCCAGGCCAAGAUCGAAGCGGCGGAGGCCAAGAAGGAGACCCUGGAGGCCCAGAAGAAAGCUGAGGAAGCCAAAGAGUCGGCCGAAGCGGCUCAGGCCCGAGAGGACAACCUCUUGUCCUACGUCUCCAAGAUCGCCACCUUGGCUUACCAGCAAGCGGCAGAGGCGGAGUAUGACUGCGCUCAGGCCCGGAAGGCCAUGGCAGUGGCGGAGGCCAUCCAGGUGGCCGCCUUGUCGGACGGCAAGGCCCGCCGGGGCCACAAGCAUCACCGAAGCCACCGAAACCAUGGGGAGUGCCGGUGUCACCAGCAUCACCACCACCACCAUCACCACAGCCACCAGGAGUCACAGAGCCACUGCGAGACCCAAAGCGAUCUGGUCCACUCCGAACCUGAGACCCUGAGCAGCACCCGAUAAGGAGGGAAGGAAGGAAGGAUGGACCGACAGAAGGAUGGGUGGGAGGAGAGAGAGGAAGGAAGGAAGGAAGGAUGGGCG